GAUCUUCCGUAUUCAAUGACAUAAGACUUAUAAUAUGUAGAUGGAGCACUGAAACUAUGCACUAUACCCUUGGCAGGUUAAUAAUCUUAGUGACAGUACUAGAAACCUGGAGGCUGUGAAUUUACAGUUGAAUUCAGAAAAACCGACUGGAGCUGUGUAUCAGUCUAAGAAACCUCACAUAAAGAAGAAUACCAUGAUAGCUCAGGGACUAAUUACCAUACUUCAAGUUCAAAGCUGGCUUUUCAGGCUAAGCAAUUUUAUUGCUUGUCGACCUCAAUUUUCAGACUCCCUAAGGUUAGGAUAAAAGUCACUAGGAUUACUUGAACUUAGUAGGAUUAAUUGUAAAUAAUUUGCUUCUGUACACACUAUAUUCAACAGAUUUAGGCUAUUUUGAAGCCAAUCAACCAGAGUUUGGCAUCAAUCUAGUAGAAACUAAAUUCAUGGACCACUAAGUUAAAAGCAGGAAUUUAACUUUCUAUCAUUUCAUAAUAGAAUUUUGAAGCCAAAACUAAUCGAGAUAGAUCCAAUAGAAAGUAAAAACCUACAAGUGACGAUCAGAAGAUAGUAUUAUUGAUAAAUUUGAUAAAAAUUGGCCAAAACUUCAUAUUAUUUGGCUUGAUUUACUAAUAACAUUGAUUCUUCCUGUUGCAUAUAUCUUCCUAGCACGGCAACCUGAAUAUAAC
Molecule: messenger RNA, 683 nt
Organism: Moneuplotes crassus
Lineage: Eukaryota; Ciliophora; Spirotrichea; Euplotida; Euplotidae
Source: the annotation of a GenBank genome assembly